Molecule: messenger RNA, 1842 nt
Organism: Daphnia magna
Lineage: Eukaryota; Metazoa; Arthropoda; Branchiopoda; Diplostraca; Daphniidae
Exons: 5
Coding region: 745-1842 (365 amino acids)
Source: RefSeq, a predicted model, not a curated record
CAGAUUUCUUUGGCAAGCUUACAUUAGAUAUGAGAACCAAGUAUAAUGUAAGUAAUUCUGCUUUGGAUUUUAUGACUCAAGAAUUGCAAGAAUAGCUGAAGGGCAGGGAAAAGUCUUUAGAAGGUGGUGAAGAUGGACUGCCUGCUAAAAGACAGAAAUUGGAAUUUGACAGUUCCGACUUUUUAAACAGUUUGUUACAAUUAAAUAUUCAAAAAAAGAGAACUCAUUAUUACAAGUCCAAUUUUAAUUUAAUAGAACCUGAGGAACUGUUUAUAAAUUCCAAUUUGAAAACUAGAAUGACUAAUGGAAGCAUAGGAAAUCAGACCAAAAACAACACUUUUCAGUAUAUGUCCAUCAAAAAGCGAUUGACUGCCUUGUUUUCUAACGAUGGCUUUAGGCGCCUUUAUUUCUCAGAAAGUCGAAGUCAGGAUGAUUUUGUGCGUGGAACGAAAGACAGUAAAUAUGUACAAGUUCAUCCUCUUUUUUCGAAAACCCCUACUGCCAUUCGAAUUCAGUUAUUUUACGACGAAGUCGAAGUGACUAAUCCACUCGGUUCUAAAACAAAAAACAUGAGCUAGCUAUGUUCUGUUUUCGAAUUUUAAAUUUACCUAAUUCUGAGAAUUCUAAACUUGCAAAUAUUUUCCCUCUUGCCAUUGUCAACAGUAUUCACGUAAAAAUAAUUCUUUUGAUUUUGCUUUCUCUGAAUUUCUUAAUGAAUUAAAAGAACUUGAAUCAGAAGAUGGAAUGCUGCUUGGCAUUCCUGAUUUCACAAACUUUAGAAUUAGAGGGACAAUCGCUGGUGUAUGUGCAGACACAAAGGGCGCUCAUGAGAUUGGGGGAUUUCUCGGACCUUCUGCAAAUAGGUUCUGUAGGCUUUGCUUAAUCACUAGGGAAGAAAUAAAACAAAAAAGUUGCUUUGAUCAGUUAGAAAUGAGGACUAGAGAAAAUUAUGACGAAGCGGUUGAAGCUUCUGCUAGCAAUCCUGAAAAAGCGAGUGACACUGGAAUCCGUUCGUGUUGUGUUCUGAAUUGCUCAAAAUAUUUCCAUUUCGGAGUGGAUGGAGAAACAUUAUCGAGUCUGUCGAUUCAAGAUUUAAUUGGAAUUGGACUCAAGUUGGGGCCAAGUUUAAAACAUUUCAAAUUCAUCGAACUACUUAAUAAAGCAAGAUUAUGUGUUCCUACCAUUCCAACAGCAGAAGCCGAGGUUUUGACCGUCGAUGAAAUUUUCUCCAUUGAAACAGAGCAACAUGAAGAAACAGUUUUAAUUAUUGACACUGAAAAUCAAGGUGGUGCUGAUGAGAGCCCAUGUGUUUCCAAAGAAACGGUAGUGUCAUCGACUAUCAGUAUCCCUGAAAUUUUGGCGGAUGGAGGAGGCUUAGAUGUGUUGGAACGAUAUCAAAAUUCCCAACCAUCGCCGAGUCUCUCUGACAUAGACCGACAAGAAAUUGUUAGAAUACUGAUGGCCGACUUGACUAAAAAAUGUGGAAACAUGUAUCCCUCAUCGGAUAUCAAAGAUGCCACAGCUCUCAUUCGCUGGCUCCAAACGCAUCUCGCAAUCCCGCAAAACAGGGGAACGAUAAGACAGUACAUGUCGGACACGUUUGCUGCACGUCAGGCUAUGAUCGAAAGCGAAUUGACAACUUUUACUCUUAUUGUGGAGAAAUUCCCCAGUUUUGUUGACUUCAACAAAGGAGCUCUGAUAUUCACCGAUUUUGCAACCACUUAUCAAAUGGUACAAAGCUUCGAAGAAAACUUCGUCGUGAAACUAGGAAACAAAAUUGAACGUUUAGCAAGACGUGACAAAAACGAGCUCCCAGUCGAAACUUCAGAUCGUAAGUUUUGA